CCUCCCAGAGCUAGGAUUACAGGCGUGAGCCACCGCGCCCAGCCAGUCUUAUUCUUAAGAGAUGCCCAUUUUGGUAUUUAGGGAGAUGUGACGUGACAGCUGUAAGUUACUUUCAAAUGAUUCAGCCAAAAUAAGUGUAUAUAGAGAGCAUUUCAGAGAAUAGGACAAAAUAUUAGCAGUUGUUGAAUCCAGGUGGAUAAGUGGUUUUUACUAUUCUUUCAAUUUUUCUCUGCAUUGAAAGUUAUUCUUAAUAAAAAGUUGGGGGGAAAAAAAGUGGUAGGAAGCAGGGUGAACUCUGCAGAGGUCAACUGCACUGCACCAGAGGGGCCAGAAGGCCAGCCAGGCCUGAGCUGCUGCAGCAGUGGUGGUUUGAUACCUGGCAUUCCAGAGGAAUGGUCAAAAACCAUUACCUCAGAAAUGGCAGGAAGAAGCCUGAGGGUUUUCUCUAGAAAAAGGCAUUCCCAUCGGCUGGCCUUCCAUCUGCGAGCUGGGACAGGGGACUCUGGGUUUAGUCCGUUGCUCCCAGGCCUCUUCUCAAGUUCCAGGUUUACAUAGGAGGCCUCAUGGACACCUGUCCAGUCAAUAGGACCUGAAACUUGGUUUGCUUUCCCCGUGGUUUGGGGUGUUACGGGGUUGGGUAAUCUGGUCAGUCCAUCACAGCUGGGGGUGAAUUAACCUGGCUUGGGUGGUGUAGUCAGAGAACAGCAGUUUUGUUCUUCUAUCUGGGAUUUGGAGGCGGUCAAGGUAGGUGUAGAAUGUCAGCACUAAAGCUGUGACUGUGUCUGCCCUCAAUGAUUCUCAUUACUCAUCUUGACCUGAGUUACAUUUUAAACUCCUACCACUUAUUGAGGGCAAUGAAUUCCGUAGGUUUAUUUCUUUGGUACAUAACGUAGUUCUUUUUUUUUUUUUUACUUAAAUUGACCUUGAGCAGUGCCUUUUAAUUUUACAGUUCAGGACCUGCCUUUUAACAGUGUCACAGAGUAACCAUUCCCAUCCUUUGGAGGUGUCACAGCUGUGUUAGUCCUUGUAAGAGAACUGUCUAGGGGAGCCAGCACCCUUUCCUGCGGUCAUCUUUAGUCCAUAUGCCCUCUGACCACCUCCUUUAGUGCUGACGCAUCCACAGCUGGACAGAACUCCCUCCUUAUCCACUUCCAAGACAACUGGAAUGCUGGUGGCUCUUGGCUGCCAUCAAACAGAGGGUCCUUAGGGCAGCAGGGACGUAUUUUUUCAGGGGUUAAUGACAUUUGAACAUGUGGCCAUGUGUUACACAAGAAGGAAUGGAUGUGUCUAGCUCUUCAUCAAAGAGAUCCGGACAAGGAUGUGAAUUAUGGGAACUUGAUGUGGCUGGGCAUCUGCAUUUUGGACCUCCUUUCUGGGCUGACUGAUCAAGGAGGAGGAAGUAGCAAUGUCUGCCGUGGGGGUUGCAGCGUCCUACCUGCAUCAUCUUGGUGACAGUCACAGUGGCCAAGUGAAUUUUCUGGGGGCCCAGCUCCCUCCAGUGGUGGCAGCAAUGGCACGGCUCCUGGAGGACCUGGACAGGAGCACGUUCAAAAAGCUGCUGAAGCUUGUGGUCAGCAGUCUGCAGGGGGAGGACUGCCGGGAGGCAGUACAGAGUCUUGGGGCCAGUGCCAACCUGCCAGAGGAGCGGCUGAGCACCCUGCUUGCGGGUAUGCACACUCUGCUCCAGCAAGCCCUCCGGCUGCCCCCUGCCAGCUUGAAGCCUGAAGCCUUCAAGGAUCAGCUCCAGGAGCUCUCUAUCCCCCAAGACCUGGUUGGGGAGUUGACCAGCGUGGUAUUUGGGAGCCAGCGGCCCCUCCUUGACUUUGUGGCCCAGCAGCAGGGGACCUGGCUGCCCCACAUGGCUGACUUUCGGUGGAGGGUAGAUGUGGCAAUCUCCACCAGCACCCUAGCUCGCUCCCUGCAGCCAAGUGUCCUCAUGCAGCUGAAGCUUUCAGAUGGGUCUGCACACCGCUUUGAAGUCCCCACAGCCAAGUUCCAGGAGCUACGGUACAGUGUGGCCCUGGUUCUGAAAGAGAUGGCGGAUCUGGAGAAGAGGUGUGAGCGCAAACUACAGGACUGAACCCUCACUUGGCCAGUCCCAUUCAGGUCAGCUGGGGAGGACAGGCUUGGACAGGUGCCUCAGAUGGUGCCAAAGUGCAGCUGGCUCUUCCCAGCACAGCCCUGCCCUUCCUAUGAGGCAGACUUCUCAGUCAGAGUGUUUGAAUGUAAUUAUGUAAUUUUCUGUUUAAUUGAAAAAGACAGCUGUGCCUUUCAUUUUUGGGAAGUAAAGCAAGUAUAAAAAACA
Messenger RNA from Lemur catta (Ring-tailed lemur), 2305 nucleotides. RefSeq names its product COMM domain containing 5 (gene COMMD5). The coding region runs from base 1406 to 2080 and encodes 224 amino acids. The record is from RefSeq and is a predicted model, not a curated record. The transcript has 2 exons. Gene Ontology annotation, cellular component: nucleus. NCBI's taxonomy places the organism in Eukaryota, Metazoa, Chordata, Mammalia, Primates, Lemuridae.